This is a messenger RNA of Anneissia japonica, 1280 nucleotides long. Its product is annotated as complement C1q subcomponent subunit C-like. Gene Ontology annotation, molecular function: protein binding. The record is from RefSeq and is a predicted model, not a curated record. Lineage: Eukaryota; Metazoa; Echinodermata; Crinoidea; Comatulida; Comatulidae. The transcript has a single exon. The coding region runs from base 95 to 892 and encodes 265 amino acids.
UAAAAUUUACUUUGCAUGGAUAGAUUUAACUAACCGGGUUGUAAUUUCCAAAUAAUAAACAGAAUUCUUUCGUUUUUUUAUAUUUAGAAUACAAAUGAAUCCGUCUUUGACAUCAUGUGCACUCUUAAUUGGUUUGACCAGUCUAUUAACUUGCCUACCAGAAAGCUUGUCUACGACUACAACACCUGAAAAAAACGUUCAUGAAACUUGUAAUAUGUGCUGCCACGGGCCGCCUGGGCAACCUGGGAUUCCUGGGGUUCCAGGAACAUCUGGAGGGUUGGGUCCAGCUGGACCAUCUGGUAGUAAGGGUGACAGAGGUGAGUUUGUCCGAGGUGAAAAAGGAGAUAGAGGCGAAAAAGGAGAACCGGGAAAUGAAGGUUCAAAAGGUAAUAAAGGAAGCGAAGGAUCUCCAGGUAAACAAGGACCGCUUGGACAAAUAGGACCACAAGGACCACAAGGGAACAAUGGAUCAAAAGGAGAAAAGGGCGAAUCACCGGAAGUCCGUAAAUCUGCGUUUACUGCAGUACGCACCACUCACGUACCCACUUCAGAAUCGAUCAUUCUAUUCACGUCAAUGGAGAUUAAUGUCGGAGAAGACUUCGAUAAGAAUACCGGAAAGUUUACAUGUAGAAUUUCAGGUUUCUAUUAUUUCAUGUUUAGUUUUUUGUCGCAAAGUGGUUAUGAUCUGUAUGUUAAAAUGAAGUUAAAUGGGCGAGUUAUCACAACCGUACGUCGUAGUACCACUAGUGGUUAUGAUCAGUUAAGUUCUGGAGCAACAGUUCAACUGAAUGUCAGCGAUGAAGUCUGGCUGACGAACGAAGGUAGACACGUCUAUGGUAGUUCCGCUCACCCUCUUACCUUUACUGGGUUUAUGGUAUACGAUAUGAACUAACAAAGGAUGUACUUUGCAUUUUUGAUGAUUGUAGAUGUGCAAGUAUUUCUGUAGAUAUUUUCGGAGAAAGUCUUGAUUGAUUACAAAUAAUAAUAAUAAUAAUAAUAAUAAUAAUAAUAAUAAUAAUAAUAAUAAUAAUAAAUAAUAAUAAUAAUAAUAAUAAUAAUAUUGAUAGGCCUAAUUAUAAUAAUAACAAUAAUAAUUAUAAUAACAAUAACAACAAUAAUAACAAUAACAAUAACAAUAAAAAUAUGUGACACUUAUCAUAAAGUGUUCUAUGCCGGCAAGCCGACUCAAGAGUGCUUACAGUCAAUCAUAUUAAACAAUACCAUACAGCCAAAAAAAUCCAUUUUAUGCAGCCACAUCCCUUAAAAAAUGUCUGCUAUUA